AUGGGUACUCUUGGGGCUUAUCAUUUCGCUCUGCUAAAACUCCCUAUUGUCAUGACGACGCCGGAAAAAUGGGACAGUAUGACAAGGAAAUGGAAAGAUAACAAAGCUCUGGUGCAAGCUGUACGAUUAUUUCUCGUUGACGAGGUGCAUUUACUGAACGACGAGUCACGUGGACCAACAAUGGAAGCAGUAAUAAGCAGAAUGAAAACGGUCAAGACUACAGAAAGUCGAAUCAGUCAUCGAAAAGAAAUUUUAGGAACAAAUAUAAGAUUCCUGGCCGUAUCAGCCACCAUACCUAAUGCUAAUGACAUAGGAAAAUGGCUUGGAACAGACGAUGAUCCGGCAGCAACAUACAGUAAGGACGACAGCUAUCGGCCAGUAAAACUACGCAAAGUUGUAAUAGGCUAUCCUUGUAACAACAACAUCACCAACUUUCGAUUUGAUCUUUCAUUAAUUUACAAACUGAACAGCAUCAUACAGACAUACUCCGAAAACAAGCCAACAUUAGUGGAAAGGAAGUCGGAUGUGAGUUUACUAAGCAAGAUGAAGACACUAAAUUAUCAAUUAAAUGAAAAUGAUGAAGACGUCAUUAUCGAAAAUGGUCUGCUUACAGACAUUCACAUUGGCAAGACCCAAAAUUUGUUGAAGCAACAAUUCCCAAGCAUCCAAGGCCUCCAAGCAACAACAUUAGAUGUCGCCUUCCAUAUGUCAGGGAGGAAGAUGACAUGGUUGAAUGUGUCAGUUGUCAGAGCUGGUUUCAUAAACACUGCCUUGAUGUCCCGGAACUAUUUUUUAAAAAAGCAGAAAUAAAAUGGAAAUGUAAUCCACAUUGUGGUCAAAAGAAGUAAAAACAGGUUAAGUGUGUGUUAUGUGACUGAUAAUGAAAGUCGAUUCUUCUUCUGAAUUAUUAGUACUUUUAACUA
This is a messenger RNA of Xenia sp. Carnegie-2017, 923 nucleotides long. RefSeq names its product probable ATP-dependent DNA helicase HFM1. Gene Ontology annotation, molecular function: ATP binding; nucleic acid binding. The record is from RefSeq and is a predicted model, not a curated record. Lineage: Eukaryota; Metazoa; Cnidaria; Anthozoa; Malacalcyonacea; Xeniidae. The coding region runs from base 1 to 810 and encodes 269 amino acids. The transcript has 8 exons.